Messenger RNA from Postia placenta MAD-698-R-SB12, 2484 nucleotides. RefSeq lists its product as hypothetical. NCBI's taxonomy places the organism in Eukaryota, Fungi, Basidiomycota, Agaricomycetes, Polyporales, Adustoporiaceae. The transcript is spliced from 8 exons. The coding region runs from base 1 to 2484 and encodes 827 amino acids. The record is from RefSeq and is a predicted model, not a curated record.
AUGAAUGACCUUUACAUCCUGAUUCCUGACACGUCUCAUACGCGCGCUGCUGAGCAUCCCCCACGCGAUAUAUGUACUCCCGCGCUUUCGGACGACACUGGCAGCUCCUCUUCACGCGAAAGCUCUCGACCCGCUACACCCACUUCUGGAGUCAGUCGUGCACCAUCUAUCUCUUUUGAUGACUAUUAUAAGCAUACACACGCUGGCGAAGGCACGGACACCAGGAUUGUUGAAGCAGACGCGGACUCCUCGCCACCAGAAGACAUCACUCGUCCGCUGAAACGGAGGCGGUUGGCGGACACAAGGGCUGAUGAAGUCCGCGCAGAGAGCGCGCUGCCGCCUGAUGUUUGGAGCGAUGCAACCAUGGUUGAUGACGGCGCGUUCUUCGGUCUUGGCCAUACACCCAUCAGCGACUGCACGAGUGUCGGGGACGUCGAGCCCGAUGCAGUGGACCCGUCAUUAGAAUACGCCUCCCGUCCAUUGAAACGGAAGCGAAGCGCGGACACAAGCACCUAUGACGUUUGCGCAAAGAGGGCGCGGACGUCUGGCACUUCGAACGACGCAACCAAGGCCGAGGACCGCGCUUGUAUCGGUCUUGGGCAUAUACCCAUCCACGACUGGGUCGUCGAACCUGACGCGGAUCCCCCGGUCGCCCCCGGUAUUGACACACACGUACCACUUGAAACUAUCGCUCGCCCGCCGAAGCGCAGACGAUGUGCAGACACGACGGCCGACGAAGUCUGUGUUAAAAGAAGGCGAUUGUCUGACAGUCCGAGCGACGCGUCGAAGCUCAAAGACGGGAUUCCUUUUGGACCUCACCCCAGAUGCAUGAUUACGAGCUGCGUGUCUGCUGAGGUGGAGGCGUGCUAUAUCCUGCCUCCUGACACGCCGUUGGACGACUGCACGAUGCUCUGCAUGCCUACUGAGUCUAAUUCCGUCUGUUGUAGCACGCCUGCAAACAUCAUAUUCCUUCGACGUGACCUCCGCAUACUAUGGGAAACAAGCCGCCUAUUGAUGAUACCCCAUCCCGAUCAUAUAGACCACCCCGAUACCCGCCCUGUAUGUAUCGUCCACAAAUACUACGUCGUUGUAGAAGAUGACCACCCUUCAAGCUCGUGCAUCCCCAAGGAUUAUACCACUUUGUCUCUAGUUACGACCGCUGCUUGCUCGUAUCGCUCACUGGGAUGGCACGAGCUGAGUGCUAAUCUGCAUCUGAUGACAAUUCGAGUGGGUCGUGAAUUCAUCAAGCGACCGCUCCACUACGAACAUUUGUUACCUAUAGACGCUCUUAUGCAUAUACCCAUCAUCACGCUCGUCCACCCGGAUGCAGUCGAGCCGGUCUCCCCCCACAUUGAUCAAAAGUUGCCAAUCGAAGACAUCCCCCGCCCGCGGAAGCGAAAACGGAACCCGGACACAGAUAUUAAUUUAGUCCCCCCUGCCAAAAGAAUGCGAAUGUCGGUCCCUACAACUGAGACGUCCAAGGUCGAGGAUGGCGUUUUUUUCGGACCCCACCCGCGGUGCAUGAUCACCGGCUGCGUGUCUGCCGAUGUAGAGGGGUGCUAUAUCUGGCCUCUAGACAUGCCUCAGCGAUUGGUUUAUAAGUAUUGCGUCAUCGCAGAGGACGAGCACCCUCCAGACUCAUGUGCUACCAUGGGUAACCCGAUCACACCUUCUGUCAUGACGGCCCCAUGCUCAUAUCGAUCGCUCGGGUGGCAUGAGUUUAAUGCAAAUAUCGGUCGCAUGGUAUUUCGGGCGGGACAGAAAUUGAGCAAGCGACCGUUCCACUACCAGCAUAUCUUGCGCGAGCUGCUCCCCCACAAGGAGGUCAAUCAUACACACAGCAUAGUCUCCCGGUAUAAGUUGUGGACGGCCCCCCUGCAUCGCGAGGCAGUACACGGCAGGCGGUUGUGGGCGACAGACGAGCUCACACCCUUCCCUGAUGGUUAUUUCCGCUGCUCCUUGAACGAAUAUUGCCCUCCCCUGUCGGAUGACGACGUAUUCCGCUUUGCUCGCCCAUUUCGGCCAAUUGUGUCAGGGAUAAAGAGGAAACGAUCUGGCGACACCAGGGCAGACAUUGAGGUCAAUACCACGCAGGAAGAUUCUCACUGCGAGGUUAGCGUCCGUAAGUGGCGCUGGGAUUGCGAUCAGGCUCGAGACGAGUGGACGAUGGGACCGCCUGCGGAACCUGAGGAUGCAGAGUUGCUCGCUUAUCGACAGGAGGAAGCCGGCGAUGUGCUGCCUGCUGCGCAAAAACCUUGGUUGGUGGAAAAUUAUUUUGCAAAUCGGGCUAUCGGCUGCAUCUCAGAGUUUUCUUCCGGCAUCCGCGGUAACUAUACGCGUGGUCCUUGCGAGACGCAAAAUAGCGUCUAUAAGCAGUCGCAUGAUGACAUCCCCCGAACGUGUGAGACAAUAUACCCGCCCUACGUAGACCAGCCCUUGGGCGUCGGCUCUCUGUAUAGGAAUCUGUCUAUCUUCAGCGAAUAG